Haliotis rufescens (red abalone) is the source of this 896-nucleotide messenger RNA. RefSeq lists its product as uncharacterized. Bases 121 to 627 code for a protein of 168 amino acids. The transcript has 6 exons. Lineage: Eukaryota; Metazoa; Mollusca; Gastropoda; Lepetellida; Haliotidae. The record is from RefSeq and is a predicted model, not a curated record.
CCUCAACUGCCAAAGUUCAUCGCGUCUGCCUCCAUCGGGGGUGGAGCUGUCACACAAGCUUAAAGAGUCGAAAAGGGAUCUGAUCAAAGCUCGAGUCGUUAUCCAGUGCAUUCAGACAGAAUGCUUGCCCUCCGACUCACCGUGUCCGCCCUCCUCUUCUGUGGGACCUGUGGUUUCUCCAGGUACUGGUUUAACCUGUUUAACAACUGCAACCCUCCUGAGCAACUGGUGGGGAAGUUCUGUGCUGCUGUGGUGGACAACGACGCCAACGAUGACGGCAGAGUGGACUUCAGAGAUGUUCACAAACAAAUCCUGUAUUUCAACUACGACGAUGACCCUUGCAGCUUGCAACAGUGGGAGGUCGUGACCAGGUGGACGUGCAGGUACGGCUACUCCGAGGACUACGCCCGAUUCAUGUACUCAAUCUGGGAUCCUAACAAAGAUGGCCUUGUGAACGCAGAUGACUUCACUGGAUUCAAUUUGUCCAAUGUCGACUUCUUAUCGGUUCAAUACAUUCGUUUCAAGGACAUGUACUGCAGUGACCCGAAAAACAGGGAGAACCCCGUUGACCGAGUCCAGUGUGCCGAGGUGGAUGCACUGAAACCAGAGGACAUCAACUGCACAUAAGGAUGACCCACAAUCACCUGCAAGGGUCCGACCAUUUCUCAUUUUUUUCAUCGGAAAAAGUAAAUUGCCGACGAAAUAGAAAAAAGAAAUUGCAGCCCCCCAAAAUUGCUACAUUGCCACUUUUUUAACAAUAUUUUAGGCUUUAAUUAAAAAUAUAUCUGGUUUUAAAGUUGUUACUGAAAGGAUAACUAGCCUCCCAACAGAAUCCCAGCAGAAUAUCAUAUGGUCGGAAACUAAUGUAGAAACGUCAAUAAAGCUGUUGGUGAAAA